CCCAAUCGAAAGCUGAUUGGACUAUCAUCGACAACCUGAAGAAUUCAUCGGGAUUUCACUGCGACUCUCUAGAGGACGCCAUGGACAGGUUCAUAGCCUCCAAGAUUGACUUCAAGGACGUCCUCAUGUACAUCGAGUUCGAGGAACCGAACUUCUUUAAUGCAUUCCGCGUACCUGAAGAUAAUUCAGGAAUGACUCGUGUCAGCAAGAAGGGCAAACCAGUCGACGCUGAAGAACUCAUCUUUCAGUGGUCCAGAGGAUUUGGCGCUGGGCAGUUCAAAGACGAGCCCAACGUACGUCAGGCGGCUGAUAUCUGGGGUAUGCCUCUAGACGCUCGUCGGAAGAUGUUGGAGCAAUGGAAGUCGGAGAUAUGCAAAACCAUCCUCGAAGAGAUUUGCACACUUGGCAAGAACUACAACGAAUGUCGAGAUCAACUGACACGUGAAUUCAGAGAAGGGAUGGUCACAACCCUCAUGGGGAAGAGAAUCAUUGGAUGCACAACGACUGGAGCAGCCAAGUUCGCACAAGACAUUCGUGGGGCGAAACCUGAUGUCCUUCUCAUUGAGGAGGCUGGUGAGAUUCUCGAAAGUCACGUCCUCACUGCAAUGGGUGAGAGUACCAGUCAGAUGAUUCUCAUUGGCGAUCACAAGCAGCUGCGUCCCAAAGUCAACAACUACAAGCUGACUGUUGAAAAGGGCGAUGGAUUUGAACUCAACAGAUCACUGUUCGAGCGCCUGGUUCUCAGAGGCUUCCCUCAUGAAACUCUGACAGCCCAACACUGUAUGCAUCCGGAAAUUUCAGCGUUCAUCAGGAAGCUCACGUACCCCGACCUCACCGAUGCUGCCAAGACCCAGGGCCGUGAUGACAUUCGCGGGAUCCAGAACAACUUCGUCUUCAUCGACCACACCCAUCCCAAGGAUAACGACCCUCGUAUUGCCGACUGAGGCGACGGGGCCUCGUGUUUUCAGUCAAAGCCAGAUCCUUGUCCUGACUGUACCAAAGAAGCCAAUCGUGCGGAGGAGAAGCGAAA
Molecule: messenger RNA, 1030 nt
Organism: Suillus paluster
Lineage: Eukaryota; Fungi; Basidiomycota; Agaricomycetes; Boletales; Suillaceae
Exons: 2
Coding region: 81-944 (287 amino acids)
Biological process (GO): regulatory ncRNA-mediated heterochromatin formation
Cellular component (GO): nuclear RNA-directed RNA polymerase complex
Molecular function (GO): helicase activity
Source: RefSeq, a predicted model, not a curated record